This is a messenger RNA of Mya arenaria, 1668 nucleotides long. Its product is annotated as mesenchyme-specific cell surface glycoprotein-like. NCBI's taxonomy places the organism in Eukaryota, Metazoa, Mollusca, Bivalvia, Myida, Myidae. Gene Ontology annotation, molecular function: protein binding. The transcript is spliced from 12 exons. The record is from RefSeq and is a predicted model, not a curated record. Bases 1 to 1668 code for a protein of 555 amino acids.
AUGUUAUUUUUGAGAAUAGCGUGUUUGAUGAACGCCGUGUUGACAGUGGUAGGGUUUAAGGUGACGUUUGACGUAUUAUCCACGUUAUAUCUGCCGUAUAAGUACACAGCCAACGGACCGAUAUACGCCUUGGAGCAAGAUGCAGCGGAACAGAUGGCGUUUGACGCCACGUCGAAACUUCUCUACUCCGUCGGCCACACAAACAUUCAUGUCAUCGAUAUGGCCAACUUGAAUAGCACGCGGGUCAUUUUCAACACGUCAUUCCUAAACGUUGACGUCACCGAUGUGGAACUUUGCGGGGGUCACGUGUUUGUUGCCUUUGACAACCAGACGCGGAGGGAAGAUGGCUUCGUCAAUGUGUACCGUCUUUACAACAGGCAGUCGGGAACCUUAGAUCUAGUUCAUUCAAUUAAAGUCGGUGUAAUCCCGGACAUGAUACACGCCACAUCUGACUGCCGAACGCUGAUAGUUGCUAUAGAAGCGGAGCCUUACGACGACGCGGCAAGCGGUCAACUUGUCGAUAACCCCGGCGGUGUCGGAAUCGUUAAAUUUCCCCAAGGUCCCGACGGCACAUACACUUUCAAUGUUCUGGGAUUCGAGAAAUUUAACGCCAAGUAUAAAACUGAACUGGAGGGGCGUGGUGUGAUGUACAUUAACCGGAACACCGACUUCUGCAAUGACCUGGAACCCGAAUAUAUCGCGUUAAAUAAGGAAGAAACAAUAGCUUAUGUCAACCUUCAGGAAAACAACGGUAUUGCCGUGGUCGAUCUGCAAUCCGAGGACAUAUUGGAUAUCUAUGGACUUGGAUUCAAGGACUGGAGCAUGUCAAAUAUUGACGCCAGUGACAAAGAUGGGGGAUUCAAUAUGCGACCUUGGAAAGUGAUGGGAAUGUACCAGCCAGACGCCAUCAAAGUUUAUAGGUUCAAGGGGACCGAUUACAUCAUCACCGCCAACGAGGGAGACUCCAAAGACUAUACGUAUUUCUCCGAAGAAGUUCGAGUAAAAGAUCUCCAUCUUUCCGAUAUGUAUGAAAGUAACGCAACCGCCCGACACGAAAUACAGUCCAACCGCAUGCUUGGUCGCCUUAAAGUGUCCAACGUCCAUGGCCUCAAUUCCACCACUCAGAAAUAUGAUCGUUUGUAUGCAUUUGGUGGCCGUAGCUUCUCCAUUCGACGGGCGGACAACAUGCAACUCGUUUAUGACAGCGGUGACGAAAUCGCCCGCAAGACGGCUCUACUGGCGCCUAAACUCUUCAACACAAACUUCGCUUCAGCCGAUACCGUCGAUCAUAGCUAUGAUCAGCGCUCCGACGACAAGGGCCCGGAAACAGAGAGCUUAGCCAUGGGACAUUUUGGUCACGUGUCUUUGUUGAUGAUCGGAAAUGAACGGCCGGGCACGAUUGCCGUAUAUUCCAUUGACGAGAGACUUCCGACGAUCUCGCCGAAGUUUGAGACGAUUAUUCACGGAGUUACCCGAACGGACGACACGUGGGAGAACUUGUACAAUGCACGUGCUGUGAGCAUGCUGGACCCAGAGGAUAUUAAGUUCGUACCAGCCGACGAAAGCCCCAACGGAAACCCUCUGUUGCUCGUGAGCGGAAGUAUCAGCGGCACUGUAACGGUCAUACAGAUAACCGUCCAACAGAACGACCCCAACAUAGUGGGUUGA